This is a messenger RNA of Protomyces lactucae-debilis, 666 nucleotides long. RefSeq names its product PWI domain-containing protein. The transcript is spliced from 3 exons. Gene Ontology annotation, biological process: regulation of mRNA splicing, via spliceosome; mRNA processing. Lineage: Eukaryota; Fungi; Ascomycota; Taphrinomycetes; Taphrinales; Protomycetaceae. Bases 71 to 412 code for a protein of 113 amino acids. Gene Ontology annotation, molecular function: RNA binding. Gene Ontology annotation, cellular component: spliceosomal complex. The record is from RefSeq and is a predicted model, not a curated record.
UCGCGGUCGCAGAGCAGACGCAUCGCAGCUGCUAGCUCAUCGCUCGACCACAGGCAUCGGCAAGAUCAACAUGGACAAUGUCAGUCUGGACGCAAUGCAACCAUGGAUUGUGACGCGCGUAACCGACUUGCUAGGGUUUGAAGAUGAGAUUGUGUGCUCGAUGGUCACCUCUUACCUUGAAGGCGAGCGCUAUCCAGACAGAAAAGUCUUGGCCGACAGCAUCUCUGGAUUUCUCGGUGACGGCACAGACCUCUUCACAAGAGAGCUGUGGGAGCUCCUCGAUACUGCGCAGACGGCACCAGCAGGCAUACCGCCGGCCUUUGUCGAGCAAAAAAAGCGCGAGCUGGCCGCGCGGCGAUUUGAGACUGAGCGCGUCGACGCCCAGAUUCGUACCCAUGAUCCACGAGGAUGACGAGAGGAAGCAGGUGGUUGCUUACAGCUGUGUACAUGAUACUAACGAAGUUCCGUCGGCUGGUUGCGCCUUUGGAUGGCUCUUUCAUAUAUGCAGGCUUUGACGAUGCUUCGCGCGUCCGUGACUACUAGUUUCCAGCCCUGGGAAUCUAUCCUGUGUAUGCAGAGUAUGGACUCCGUACCUCUCUGACUGCUGCGCCGUCCCUGCCCGCUUGCUGGUGCAUCUCCUGUCGUGUGUCACGUCGCACCAAGUCG